AAACGAACACUGUAGACCUACUGUCCAGAAGCUCUAAAAACACAGCAAACCCGGAAUUAUUAAUUAAUCCAGUCACUGCUGAAUCUUCAAAUUUUCUUCAUCUUUGAUUUGCACCCUCUUAAUAAAAGAUGCAGCCCAAUUUAAGCCAUAGAGGCCUCCACAUAACCAAUUAAAAGUCAAAAUACUCAAUAUUCAAACUGGGCUGUCAACAAAAUUAAAGCCCAGGAACAUUGUCAACAAAUAUCCAUAUUUUCAACUUUACAGCGAAUUUAAUCAAAUCAUGUCACAUUCACAAUCUGGUGUGCUCAAGAAAACGGCGGCGCCCCCCCGAAAAAAAUCGGGCCCCAAAUUCGAGCUCAGUGAAGAUCAGAAGAACGAUAUCAAAGAGGCGUUUGAUCUGUUCGAUACAACAGGCAGUGGUAAAAUUGAUUCAAAAGACCUGAAGGUUGCCAUUCGGGCGCUUGGUUUUGAGCCCAAAAAGGAGGAAAUUAAAAAGAUGAUUGCCGACAUUGAUAAAGGGGGUACCGGCAAAAUAUCAUACGAGGACUUUUUGGAGCUGAUGUCAAUUAAAAUGGCUGAAAAAGACUCGCGGGAGGAAAUCCUCAAAGCGUUUAGCCUGGGCUGUUGUAGAUUAUUCGAUGACGACGAAACUGGCAAAAUCAGUUUCAAGAAUCUGAAAAGAGUGGCCAGUGAACUAGGGGAAAACUUGACCGAUGAAGAGCUUCAAGAAAUGAUUGAUGAAGCGGACAGGGAUGGAGAUGGCGAAAUCAGUCAGGAUGAGUUUCUAAGGAUUAUGAAGAAGACUAGUUUGUAUUGAAUUAUGCCUUAGGGCAUAGGUAUUAUUUUCUAUGGUUUUUUACCUGUUUUCGUGUGUGAUCUCUACGUUAGUUUAAGCCGUAGGAACUCAGUUUGCAUUCGGUUUGCCACGAUAUAUUCACCGAUUUUUGAUACACUUAAUAUAUUUUUUACAAAAAUAACUUUGUCGCCCCGUACAAUCACUAUAAAAGCCCCUUUGUAAUAUUUUAAACUUAACUAAAGUUGAAGUAUCUGGCUGUCUACAAAUAUGUGUUCAAUAUAUCACAAUGGUUUUGUC
Molecule: messenger RNA, 1093 nt
Organism: Dendroctonus ponderosae (mountain pine beetle)
Lineage: Eukaryota; Metazoa; Arthropoda; Insecta; Coleoptera; Curculionidae
Product: caltractin
Exons: 4
Coding region: 281-817 (178 amino acids)
Biological process (GO): centriole replication; mitotic cell cycle
Cellular component (GO): centriole; centrosome
Molecular function (GO): calcium ion binding
Source: RefSeq, a predicted model, not a curated record